CGCCUGCCUUGUCCCAAACAACAAGCAACUCACUCUCACUCGCCUUCCGCUGCCUGCCUGCCCAUUACGGGGCGCCGUGAUCCCCUUCCCCCCCAGCAAAAGCGACUUCCACCCAACAACCCCCAUCAACCAUUUCCCAUCCCCAUCUCCAUCGCCAUCCCCAUCCCCAUCACCCACGGCGACACUCGUGGACAACGGAUGUCGGCCGCUGCAUCCCCUUCUUCUUAUGUCCCUCGACGUCCUUCGUGAUGCGUACAUACGGGAGAAAAAGAACGAGAUCGCGGCCUGCGAUCUCUCGCGCAAGCGCAAGUUGCGCGAGCUGUACUGCGUCAAUGUGCUGGUAGCGCGCGGGUUGCCGCCCCAGCCCGGCGAGUGGUCCUGUAGUGAGGAGCCGGGGACGCCUGAGAGGAGCUUCUUGGAUGCGAAUGAUGUUUCUAGAGGGCUGCGCUUUGACGAGUCCACUCUACCAUACCCCACUGUUCAACCUGCUUUACCUUCGACUCUGCCUUUUCAGUCGCCUGCAAAACACCAUGUUUCGUCACCCAUCUCCAAGUCUCUACCACCACCUUCCGUUCAUGUGCCCGUUAGCCUGGAGGACCAACUAAGAGCUGCUUCCGCCUCGCCGUCCGUGGCAAAUCCAUCAUCUCCUGUUGUCUUCCCAACUGGAGUCCACCAGGAUGCGACACCUGUUCCUGCCGCACCAUCGGAAUCUUCACCGAUCCGCCCAGAAGAGGCCGAACCGGAAGCUUCGCGCUCCCACCUGGAAGGGCGACCCGUUACGGAUGUCCCGCUCCCGUCACCCGCUGUCGGUGCUUCUCUCUCCCAGGCGUCUCAAUCCACCGCAAAGGCCGCCGAAGUAGAGGUGUCUCCCGAUGGCCCAUCCGCUGAUCCUAAGUUGGUGGUACCGCCGUCAGCUGAAGACAAUGAUGCGCUAGCCGAGCAACAUUUGUUGAAAGAAGCUGGAUUAGCGAGGCCGGCCAAUGUUGUCCAUUUGCCACCGCAGGACGUGCAGGAAGCCCGGUUGAAAGAGACGGAGAAGCACCUGGCGCAGGCAAGAGAGCAAGACGAGAGGAGGAAGGAGAAGCUCACGAUCCCUACCACGAACGCACACGCAGAUGUCGUUUCGUCGCCAUCGUCCACAGUUGGGCCCUAUUCGCAGGCCACCCCUCAUGCUGCUCAGCAUUCCCCAGAUACCAGCCCGGAUAGGGAAUCCUUCAAGGAUCGCACUGAUGCCAUGGAAUUGGAUCCGGCGGCUCGACAGGCCAAGGAAGAGCACGAGCGUGCCUUGCAGAAGGAGAUGCAGGAAGCCAGAGAGCGAGCAAGGGGGGACAGGUCGAUUACGCCCGAGGUGGAGCGUCAGUUGCAGCAGGAAGAAGCAAUUCGACUUGCCAGAGAUGGAAAGUCACGCUUGGACGACUCUGCGGGACUGCCUCAUUCUCUGACCGAGCAUGCGGAAGAGGUCGUAGACCAAGUGUCGACGGAGGCCCCUGACGCCUCCGAAGAUAGGGCCCCACAGGGGCCGUCUACGGAUUCGUUGCCUACGCCCGCUACCGUUGCGGCGGAGACUUCACCUUUGGAACAGGAAACUGGCAGAGAACGAGUGCCAAUCUCCACGAGGACGGAUCAUCCAACUCCACCUGCAGAUGUGGACGUUGAAAUGGGCGAUGCGGCGUUACCAUCUCAGGAGGAUGGCGUCACCUCGUCGAAGCCUGAAUAUGCGCCGCAAGAACACAUUUCCAAGGAAGGACCACAGGAGCCAUCUGUUCCAGAACCGAACACCGCGAUGGGGGAAGAAACAACAACACGGAAGCCCAUGCUUACGCCCGGAUCCAGUAGGCUAUCAGCCCCCUCGGAGAGUCCGUCUCGGUCACGACCCCGGAAGAAGAAGCGUAAAGAGAUCUCCACGGUAGUCUUCGCGAAACCGGAUCCCCAGAAGUCCAUGAAAGCUCUCCAGCUGCACAACGCCGAAUAUGCAGCUCUUCAGGGUGCCACCGAUGACCCGAGUCGAGACUACCUCUACUCGCUAUUCAAGUAUCAGGCGCAAAACCCCCCGCGUUCACGCACCCUUGUCGAGCUUGUUGCGUCGGCCAGCAAAACGGUUUCGACUGCGGGUGUUCUGGCCAUGUUGCGUGAGUCCUCGGAUUACAAGAUCCUGAAGAGGGUGUAUCAAUUGCAAAAUGCGAAUCGCUGGUCCUUGCGUCAGAUGCAGAAGUCCGCCGAGCCUCCCCGCCCCACGUCGCACCUAGAUCAUCUGCUCAGGGAGAUGAAAUGGAUGCAGACGGAUUUCAAAGAGGAACGCAAGUGGAAGAGAUCGCUGGCUGCCACGUUUGCCCACUGGUGCGCUGAGUAUGUGAAUAGCAGUGCUGAAGACCGUGCUUCUUUGCGUAUCAGGGCGCGUGUUCCGAACCCGUCCGAAAGAUCAAACUCAGACACGGAUAUGAACGAUGCGCCAACCCCUGACCUGGUCCAUUCGGGAGCAAACGAGACUGAGAGUGAGUCAUUUGCUGAUGAUGAAGAACUGCUUGCCAAGGUCAUCUCCAACGCCCCUGCUGGUUUAUUCUCACUAGGCUCCGACGACGUGGUGAUGAAAAUCGAUCGAACGCCGGCGAGCGAUUCGAUGCUUAUGGAGCUACCGAUGUACGAGCCAAACCUCGAAGCUGGCAACGACGUCACGCCGGUUUCGUUUUGCGAUCCACCCAUCCUUCCAGUAUCGAAGUUCAUCACCGGAAAACUAGUGUCCAAGAUAAGAGGUCCGCCAAGGAAGCGAAGCCGAUACGAGUACGAUUCGGAGGAUGAGCCCUCGAGUCCGCCUAGCAGAGCAGGUACUUCUGCGGAGCAUUCCAUGCCAUCUACCCCUGGUAGAAGGCUGUUCCAUCGCAAUGAUUUGCCUCCAGAGAUGACCGAUGUGGCAUUGUUCAACCCUGAUAACAAGCACAUUCGAGACCGACUUCACGCCGCGCACCAGUUCAAGCCCCCGACCGAGUUCCAGAUGCCCUCUGUUAGCUUCUUCGAGAAUCGUACCUCGUCGCAAUGGUUGUGGGAAGAGGACCAGAAGUUGCGUGGUCUGGUGAGGGAUUAUACGUUCAACUGGUCUUUGGUGGCACAGCAGCUUUCGUCGCCAUCCAUGUUCGUUUCCGGCGCCUGUCGUCGGACGCCUUGGGAGUGUUUCGAGCGUUGGGUUCAGUUGGAAGGACUACCCGGAGACAUGGCUAAGACCCCGUAUUUCAGGACGUACCAAAACCGUCUGGAGCAAGCGCAGCGGACCGUCUUGGCGCAACAUCAAGCCCAGCAGCAGUUACUGCAGCAACAAGGCCAGCAAGGGCAGAAUUUGGCCGCACAGGUACGCAGGCGGACCAACCAGCCCAUUAGGGUGGAGCGGAGAAGAGACAACCGGUACCUCGCUAUCAUUGAUGGCAUGAAGAAAUUGGCCAAGAGGCGUGAGCAGAUGGCCCAGAAGCAAGCCGACGCCGCAAAAGCCGCCGCUCUAAGGAGAGCAGCUGAGCCUGCACAAGUAAAGACCACUGUUCACACGCCCCAGGAAAUAAGCAGACUGAAGUGGGAGAAGGAGGAGAAGCGGAACCAGCAGAUUCUGCAGAUGAAGGCUCAAGCUGCACGUGCUAAUCUGGCCAAUAUGCCCGGCCAGCCUGGGGCGGUGAACGCAAUGAUGGCGACACAACGGAAUGGCACUCCUAUGGGUAAUGCUCAGAUGGCUCAGCAAGCUCAGAUGGCCAUGGCAGCCCAGCAUGCAGGCCUUACGGCAGCCAGCGCCAACAUGACUCCUCGGCCGCUUCCUGGACAGCAAGGCAUGGCAGCAAACUUCCCCAACCCAAGCAUGAAUGGAAUGCCAAUGAACAAUGCAGGCGUGCCCCAGGCGCAAAUGCAUGCCUCGAUGCAGAAUAACCAGCGGAUGGGACCUCCAGACCAGAUGCGGAUCGCGAUGCAACGCGGCCAGUUCCCCGUGAACAACCAACACCAGUUCCAGCUCCAACAACAACAGCUGAACAUGGCUAAUAACCUGGCGGCGAAUAUGAAUAUGGGCAAUGGGAUGCACAGCGCAAACAUGAUGGCUUCCAUGGCUAACCAGGGCGUGAACGGCAACAUGAAUGCGUCGAUGAAUGGCGUAUCGAACAACGCGGGCUCGCCGCGGAUGAACCAGGUAGGCUCGCAGAUGCAAAGCCCUGGCCGUCCGCACAUACCGCAACUUAUCCAGAUCCAAAACACGCUCAAGGCGCAGAACCCGGAUUGGCCUCCUGAGCAGGUGCAACGAGCUGCUUCAGAGCAUCUUCAUAGAUUCAUGGCUAAGCAACGCGUGCAGGCCAUGAACGCAGCGGCGGGAGCUGCUUCCAAUCUUGCCUCGUCGCCACAAAUUGGGAACAAUGUCUAUCUGCAAAACCCGAACAUGCAGAAUUCGCCAUCACCGAACCCGGUUCAAAGCUACCAACAACAGCUCCAGCAGCGCAUGAUGAGCCAGAGACAACAGGUUGGGAGUCCCGCCAUGAAUGGUCGUCCAGCCAGCCGAAGCGCAACACCCCAGAACCCGCAAGGAGGAGGAAUGCAGAGUCCGGGCGCUGGUGGUACUGGUCCAGCGGGCCUAGGUGGUGCCACAGGGGUUGGUAAUCCCGCUGGUGUUGGUAGUCCCGUUGGUGGCCCUGGGACUCCCGGUACUGCUGGCGCUUCUAUGCAGACACGUCCCUGAAUGAAAGGGCACGACAUGAAUGAGAUGAAGUCAGGAAUUCCUUCGUCACUGUGCAAUUCCAUGAAGCCACACCUGUAUUGAAUUGUAUAUGUAUUUUAAUGAUUGGAUGUGCUCCUUGCGAAGGUGGAGCUAGGGAGCAGUCAUGGGGCUUCAACAGGUUCGAGAUGUCUACCGUCACAAAUGGAAAGGGGGAGCAUGCGGGCGGUGAGCGGCGUCUAGGCGUCGGGGUCUGUCAAGGGAUUUGUGUGAGUUGGGUGGAGUUUAGCUGCUACCAUAGAUCAACCGAUGGUGCAAACCCCCUUUGUGACAGGCACGAGGGUGUACUCCUAGGAGCAACACUUGCAUGGAUCUAUCCAACUCGUUCGCCUUUCAUAUAUGCA
Messenger RNA from Westerdykella ornata, 5076 nucleotides. RefSeq lists its product as uncharacterized. NCBI's taxonomy places the organism in Eukaryota, Fungi, Ascomycota, Dothideomycetes, Pleosporales, Sporormiaceae. The record is from RefSeq and is a predicted model, not a curated record. The transcript is spliced from 5 exons. The coding region runs from base 227 to 4696 and encodes 1489 amino acids.